AUGCUCACAGAUUCAAAAACAAUUUUACAAUUUACCUUAGAUAUUCACUAGAUGGCAUUAUUGUUAUCAUAAAAUGAGCUUUUUCACCUACUAUAUACCUAUGUACAUAUACAUAGACAUAACUGUAUUUUCUAUGUUCUAUACACCUACGCAACUAAAAAAAUAUUUUUUAAUGAUGUUAAAUUUACAUAGAAAUAGGGAAUGUCAAUUGUGCGUAAACGAUAACAGCGACACGUAACGCUGCGCUUUGUGGACAUGUGCAAAAUAUUAAAAAUACCCAACUGAUAGAAUAGAAAACAAUUUAUAGACAUACAAAAUGUAUUACAGUAAAUGGUGAUAUGGGUUUUCAAUAAGGCAACUGAAGAUUACCUAUGUUAGUUUUUUAUUACUGACAAAACUUUUAGCAACUAUUGUUUAAAAAAAUCCGCUUCGUUAACUUAGUCUGCGCAACAGGAAUUUACCUACCUGCUCGACGAUGUCCGAAUGCGGUUUGACCAGUUUUCUUGCUCACACUCGUAGUGUCUUGCGAAUUCCCUCCCACUAUCACAAACCAGUCUAUCGCUGUACCGGUCACAUAAUAACCGUUUACAAAACGGGCCACAUUUAAUUCGUACUCAGGAUAAAAAAAUAUCUUUAUAAAAUCUAUAUUUCUUUUAAUCAAGAUGUUGCUUGUGGUUUGAGAAUAAUACGCCUGUUUUAGAAUUUUCUGUGUUCUUUAGUGUUGUGAGUAAUAAUUAGAGGUCGUACCCUAUAUGGAAUGCUUUAUAAUACAUUUAUUAUAGAUAAUAUGGAGUCUUUACCAAAGCAGUUUGUAGCAGCUAUGAGAACAUUGUUUGAUAUAAUGGAUGAUAAACACACGGGUUAUGUUAAACUAACAGACAUUGAAAACCGCUGGCGUGAUGAUCGCACGAAAGGACUUCCUCGAGGUGUAAUUGAAAGUUUACAAAAAGUUGCUUCUCAUGAUGGACUAUUAACAUUCGACAGGUUUUGUACGGGUUUAAAAAUUUGCCUUCUACGUAAUCAAGUCGACAAUACAACUAGUAAAGUGGAUCAGCAUGAAGCAGACAUAAAAAACUCUGAUUUAGUAAUGGCAAUAAAUACUCAAUCACAGCCUUCUUCGACAAAUUUAUUAGAAGACGAUGAGGUUAACUUACAUAGAAGUUGGAAUGUUAUGAAAAAUGCAGAGACCAUGUCACAGUAUAAAGAUUCUAACAGCAUGGCUCAAUUAUUGACACGAAAAGAAACAAUAAUACAAGACUCUAGACAUCAUGCACCCAAUGGGAAACACGAUCAUGGCUUAAGACCUUUUGGCCCUCCAAAACCUCCAAGAAUUCAAAACCAAAUUGCAGACAGAAAAGAUACAAUUAGAUCAUAUAAGUCCGAGAUAGAAAAUGAAUUUGAAACUGAACAAACAACAACAAAUAAAUUAGAUUUUGAUGAAAUAUCUCGCGUAGUUGAGGAUCAAAGUCGGGAACUGGGAGAUGGACGAUCAUCUAAUGAAACACAAAUUCAAUUGCGAAGGCCAACGCGACGUAGAGAACCGCGUCGGCACACCCUACACAAUGGUGUUGAUUACAAUCUUCUUAAACGAAUGAAACAAAUUGAACAAGAAAAGGAUAUCUUAUUACAAGGGCUAUCUGCGAUCGAAGAAGCACGGGAAUGGUAUUUAAAACAAUUGACAGAAGUUCAAGAGAAGAUGCGUUACGCUGGCAGAAUGGGUGCUUAUGUGGAGCCUUGGAGUGAAGCACACCAAGAGCGGCUGGAACUACUGCGCGCAAGGGUCUUGGAAUUAAAUCGACAAUUAGGAGCGUUAGCGGCAGGCUGGAGACACGGUCCUCUCUCUCUGCAUAUGAAUUUGGCUUUGCCAGCUUCGUCCCUCUCCGGGACUCACGUCACGUCGAAUAAUGCUGCAGUACUCAGAUCCCAAAAUCGUAUGUUAGCAGAGGAAGUGAAUAAGAAGAAUGAAAGAAUAUCAGUUUUGGAACGAGAAAAGUCUGCACUCAUUCGAGAACUUUUGCUACAAAGAAAUAGAAGUAAAAUUAUGGACAAUUUUACGUAAAACACAAUGAGAUGGAAUCAUAUAACACAGUUCAGCUCAACAUACAAUACAAUUAUUUUCAACUUAAGAUUUAUUUUGUUAAUCAAUAAUCAAUUAUGAAGUCUUGACUUUUAAUAAUUUUUGAAUUCUCUUCAUAGCAUUUUCAAAAAUCAUUACAAUUAAAGUCAUUUCAAAAUCAAUAUUAUGCGAGCGCAUAAAGCUGCUUUCAGACUAGGCUACACUAUAGUGCCACACAGCAUAGCAGCCUAUACUUAGCCAACAAUAUAUAGUACAGUACAGUGGAAACGUGUCCAUAACAAUGUAUGGUGUGCAAUAUUGUUGUGCUAUGAGCUUUAAACUAUAUGCGUAUACCGCAAGUCGCAAAGUUCAUAUGACAACCCGAAGCUAAUAGCCCUAGCCGAUUGUGAUUAUUAUUAUUUAUAGUAUUUCGUACAAUUAGUCGUUUUUGUGUUACUGACAUUUAGUAAUGUUUAAGUAGGUUCACACUCCACACAAUGAUGAAAAUUCAAACGAAUCAGACCUUAAUACAACACAAAAAGACCAUAGAUAAUACACUCAAAUCUCUUAUGUAAAAAAAUGUACUAAUCAAUGUUUACUUAAAAGAUCCACAGUAAAAGAUCUGUCUUAGCCAUAUAUUGUAGGUAGAAACCAGUUUGUUUAUAUUUGUAAUACAUUUGCACACCCUUUUAUUUUAUGGAGGGUGACAGUCUUACGUUAAAUACACAAUUGUGUGCCCAUUGUGGACAGUAAAGUGGUAUUAAAUUGAUAAAUUUUAAUUUAAAAAUAUCUACCAAUUUCUAAAAAAAAAUUAUGUUUGUUCUGAAACAAUUCUUAAUACAUAAUGGAUAAUAGUUUGAUUAAAAUUACUGUUUAAAUAUUUUCAAUGAUAAUUGCUUCUAGAUCUUCCAUUUUAUAGGAUGGUAAUUAGUAUUUACAUAAUAUUCUCUUAAGCAAACUUUUUUAUGGUGUUAGGUAUUUUAAAACACAAAUCAAACAUUUAUUAGUAUUUAUCUUUUAGUCUACUAUGGAAAUUAAGAAAUAUCUAAGAAUUAAUAGACCCAAUAAUUUUCUACCUCCAUUGUAGAAUUUUCUAAACACACUUGAAAAAUGAGAUUUAUUACAUAAUUGAGAUUAAUUUCAGAUCUCAUGGUGCAAUAGCAUUCACUGGUGAUAUCUAUGGAUUCCAAUAACUCCUCAAUACCAGAUGAACCCAAAAUAAUGAGCUUAUCUAGAGCAAAAAAAAAUUAAGUUUUAGAAAGAUAAAAGAUAUGUGCCAUUUAAGGUUUUUUUAAAAUGUUAUUUCAAUACUUUUAUAUUGUAUUUAUGACGCAAUUGUGUGAUAAUAGCCAUAAUAACAUACUUCUAAUGUAUUAAAUUCUUAAUAAAAUAUUUAUUGAUUUGUGAA
Bombyx mori (domestic silkworm) is the source of this 3464-nucleotide messenger RNA. Its product is annotated as suppressor APC domain-containing protein 2. The record is from RefSeq and is a predicted model, not a curated record. The transcript has 3 exons. Lineage: Eukaryota; Metazoa; Arthropoda; Insecta; Lepidoptera; Bombycidae. The coding region runs from base 758 to 2059 and encodes 433 amino acids.